GCAGUAAACAACCGCGGCGAAGCGAUUGAGAUAACAAUUGAAAACAUGUUUUUAAACGCUCUUGAGCAAAUCUGGUGGAUGUAUGGUAUGGCAUUUUAUGGAUUUAGAAGCAUGAUUUUGCAUUGUGAAUGUCAUUCUGUCAAUUGAACCAUGUAAGUCAAUUGCGUAAUAGCCAGGAUCCUAUGCAAAUCUGAGAGAAAAUCAAGCAUUUUGAAAGUCAAAUGUGUUUUAACUAAAAUAAGGGCAAAGACGUGAUUCUUAGAAAGGAGAACAGUCCUGACCAAGACAUCUGGUAAGAGUUUUUGCUGUAAUUGAAAGAAAUCCAUAUUUACCUUGCAUGAAAUGCAGAGAAAAUCUUAAGACGUAAAAAAAAGAAAACCUUUUUUUGUUGUUUCAUUAUCUUUUACGUGGAUAAUAUUACAUUGUUUUUUACUUUUUCGACAAUCUAUGGAUCAAUUUAAUUGAGUUUGUUCUAUUUAGUUGCUUUGUGACAGAAUUAUGUGUUGCAUGUAUUUAAAAACCUUAUGCAUUAAUGUGUGCCAAAACAAAUUUUACAACCAAUUUUUGUUUUUUGUCUUAGUUUGUCUUUUCUUCCAGCAAGUUAAAGCCAUGAUCAUGCUUGUUGUUCUGCUGAUCGCAUCAAUGUUUCGCCAAGGUCUUACAGUAGUGAGCUAUGGAGACAACUUCAUCACUGCCUUUCCAGAGAACCUAGGUUUCUUCCAUCCGGAGCAUCCCUGGAACUAUUUAAAAGUCACGGCCCUUUAUGACGACACUACAUUCACAGUCUUCUACCAAAACACACAGAAAGACUUAAAAAUCCAGCAGUCAGGGCAGACCAUGAACGUGCUGUUUCCAAAAUCUGCUGAAGUAUAUCAGCUGGGCUCUUCGACCGCAUCUGUCAGAGUUACCAGUGACAAAAAAAUCACAGUGGUUUCUCUAAGUAAGCAGGCAACAAGCACCCAGACCAGUGUCGUCCAGCCCACGGUUAAUCUCGGUACAGACUAUCUGAUCCCUCUGCUGGAUUACCCAGGGUAUCUUGAAUCCUUCAACCUUUCUAUGCUUGUCCGUACGACCAUGAGAUACAGCUCAUUCAAGCUGCUCAUUAUCAAUGCUGUGAACAGUCAAAACACCAUCACUGUAGUCAGGCAAACAUCAGCAGGUGCUCAAGAAGAGACUUUCGAUAUCGAUCCUUACCAGCUGGUCCAGCUUCAGAACAACAAUUCCGUGCUGAGGGUCAGAUCUAGCAAAGAAGUAGCUGUGAUAUUGACCCACCCGUGUGUAGAGACUGGAGACUGUUACUGUAACAUGAUAAUGAAUCAGAUUCUUCCCACGAAGUUUCAGGGACUGAGCUUUAUCGUACCAUCCAUCUUCAAAGUGGCCGAGACCCAGUUACUUGUGCUGUCAGAAAGCCCAUCUUCGCUCUUUCAUAAUGGUACCCAGUUAGAAGCUAAUCCCUCAGGUCUUCUGCCGUUUUCAAACCUGGAGACAUCUCAACUGGUAAAUGCUUCGGAGAGAGCGUCCCUCAGACUUCUCAGUCCGGGCCUCAUUGUGGAGUUGAUCCCAGACACCAUGUUUUUUGCUUGCUACCUGCUGCAGUUUUCUACACAAAAUGGCAAGGCUGUGGUGAUAGCUGAAACAGACAGCAAAGAUGAUGUGCGCACACAUAAUGGUUUGCUAUCAGCAUCUGAAUGGACUGAAAUUGCCGGCACAAAGUACUCUUCGACUGAAGUAACUAUUCAAGACCAAAGGGCCACAAUCUGGCAUCCAACCUCAAAGAUUGCUGUUUAUAUGUUGGAAUAUGUGCGUAUGAAAGUACUUUUUGGAGGCCCAGCUAUACCCAUCACUGAAAAACCAGAUCUUCAUGGCUGUGCGUUGGUUCCUGGAGCAUUUGCAGUUGGACCUGACCCUCUGAGUUGGACCGAGUCAUUUGAGUUCUGCAAGAAUAAUGGAAAACAGUUUGCCUGUCCUGUAAGCAAAGCCGUCCUGAAGGACAUGGCCGAUAACCUGACCACGGAGAACGGGACGGGCUGGAUCGGUCUCCGCCGCAGUCUACUAACUACAGAGUGGUACUGGCAGGAGGAGUAUGAACCCAAUGUCGAUUACGUCCACUGGGACGAUGGGCAACCACUGGACCAUUUGAAGGGCUUAUGUGCUUCAAUGUCUCUGGACCCUGAAAAUGAUUUCAAAUGGCAGAGUGCACGCUGCUGUGAUAAAAAGAAGCCUGUCUGCUACAAAAGGCCAGUAUGCCUCAAUCCUUCACAAAACUGGUUUCUAAACACUAUUCCUUAAGUUUAGUGCUUACUAGUAAUGCUAUUCUUCUUUAGGCUCAUUAACUUUAAAUUUGUAUCACCACCUGCAUAUCUGAGCUGUAUUUUUGUCUUUACAUUAGAUUUAUUUUAGACGCAUAAUAAAAUUAAAUAAGGUUAAUGACUUUUUGAAAUGAUGUCAAGCAGUUGCGUUGAUACCACGAAUGAAUGGAAACAGAUGGAUCCUGAAUUAUAUUUUCAACUUAGCUUAGACAUCAGCUCAAAUGGAAGCAGGACAUAUACCCUGGAGUUAUGAAUACCACACUGUAAGGCUGAAAACACUGGUUGAAGAGAAAAUAUCUGACCAGUGGUCUAUGAAACAAAGGAUCUUGUUGGAAAUUAACAUUUGACUCCCUCCCCCUCUUCCUUUGAGACAAGUCUCACCUCAUCUACAUUUUCUUUGGGUGAACAAAGGGGUGAACGCAGUAAAUGUCCACUGUAAGCUCAUGAAAUUACGUAAUGAAAUGCAUUAUAUAG
This is a messenger RNA of Pimephales promelas (fathead minnow), 2783 nucleotides long. RefSeq names its product peptidylaminoacyl-L/D-isomerase. The record is from RefSeq and is a predicted model, not a curated record. Lineage: Eukaryota; Metazoa; Chordata; Actinopteri; Cypriniformes; Leuciscidae.